Aspergillus calidoustus is the source of this 1548-nucleotide messenger RNA. The record is from the annotation of a GenBank genome assembly. Lineage: Eukaryota; Fungi; Ascomycota; Eurotiomycetes; Eurotiales; Aspergillaceae.
AUGGCACCUCUCCUCUCAGAGCUCCCAGCCGAGCUUCUACAUCUCAUUGUCGGCUACUUGCCAAACAAGGGCAUCAAGGCUUUGCGGCUCACGUGUAGAACACUGUGCAACGCCGCCCAGCUCCGCCUAGACCGCGUCUUUCUCUCCGCCAAUCCGCUCAACAUUGCUGUUUUUCGGGCCGUUGCCGAUAGUGAUACAUACCGGCAUGGUGUAAAAGAGAUAGUUUGGGAUGAUGCUCGUCUUGAGAAACCGCCGCCCCGUAACAUCUACCGGGACGAAGCGGAAGAAAUUGAAGACCCCCAAUGGGAGGAUGAUCAGGACCAUGAAUGGUUCAUUCAUGAAAUGAGGUGGAAUAAAGAGUACAUUCCAUAUCGCAAGGGGGGCGUGGGUCCAAGAAGCGCGCCUGAAGACCCUCGUCUUGCCCCGCAUCUCGCCAAUGAGCUUCCUCCCAGGGUAUGCUGGCAGUAUUAUCAGAAUAUUCUCCAGCAGCAGGAGGAUGUGAUCAAUUUCAACAAGGAUGCCGAAGCUCUCUGGUAUGGUCUGAAACGGUUUCCAGCCCUGGAGAGAAUCACGCUCACCCCUGCCGCGCAUGGCUGGCUCUGGGCUCCAGUAUACGAGACUCCGAUGAUCCGUGCUUUCCCCAAAGGUUUCAACUACCCAAUUCCCCGAGGCUGGACCAAUGGUCGCCACGUGUGGAGCGGGACACCCGCAAGGCCAUGGGAGGAUCCAGAGGUCAGGGCGACAUAUCGUGGCUUUGGAAUAAUAACGCGUGCGUUGACGGAAUAUCCCGAGCACCAGAUAUCAGAGCUGGUCAUCGACGUCAAUUACCUGGAAACUGGUCUAAAUUGUCGUGUCUUCGAAGAGCCCAGUGCGGAGUACUAUGACUUCGGGACAAUUCUUCAACGACCAGGAUUUCGACGCCUCGACCUCGCCCUUUAUGUUCGGGGUGAGGAGCACACCGGGUGGCGGUGCUACCGCAGCCGACUGCUGUCCCGCGCCCUUGCCAACGCGCACGACCUUGAACACUUCAGUCUCCACACGAACGUCUCGCCAGAUGCAGCAACUGAUACUACCAAUUACAGCGGCGGUGACCCGCGUGCAGGAUGGGUACCGCUGCGAAUAAUUGUGCCCGUCGAAAGCUGGCACUCCCUUCGUCACUUCGGCCUCUCGGGUUUUCAUGUUGACAAGGAUGAUCUUAUCGAGUUGCUGGAACUGAUGCCAGCCAUUCAUUCACUCUUUCUCGGUCACCUGUAUUUCGUCGAUAACGGAGGGUGCUUUCGCGAGCUACUUGAUGAUAUGCGUGAUAAGCUAGACUGGCGUGCUCGAGACCCAGCUGCGCGUCCCACAAUCUCCAUCUCUGUGCCCACCGAUUACCAACAGAUUGGCCACGCUGUUUGGGUUGACAAGGAGGUAGCUGAGUUUAUGUACGGGGAAGGCCCGAAUCCGUGGUUAAGGAGUGGCAGGGGAAGCAUUGUCACGCCACAUGGGGUCAUUCGGGAUGCAUUUUUGCCCGGAGCGGAGUGGUCUACUUGGCCGUUUGAUGAUUAG